Messenger RNA from Penicillium cinerascens, 1905 nucleotides. RefSeq names its product transcription factor domain-containing protein. The transcript is spliced from 4 exons. NCBI's taxonomy places the organism in Eukaryota, Fungi, Ascomycota, Eurotiomycetes, Eurotiales, Aspergillaceae. Gene Ontology annotation, biological process: DNA-templated transcription; regulation of DNA-templated transcription. Gene Ontology annotation, molecular function: zinc ion binding; DNA-binding transcription factor activity, RNA polymerase II-specific; DNA binding. The record is from RefSeq and is a predicted model, not a curated record. Bases 1 to 1905 code for a protein of 634 amino acids.
AUGUCCAGCGCGUGCAUCAUAUGUCAUAAGAGAAAGGUGCGGUGCGAUCUGGCGACCCACAACCCUUGCACCAACUGCACCAAAUCCGAUGUGGAUUGCAGACCCUAUACACGAAAGCGCAAAAGGUUUACCAACAGCCUGUCUCCAAGGCGGAGCGCCGCAACCGAGUCCGUGAGCCGUCGCAGCUCACAACUGCCUGACCCUCCCGUUGAGGGCCGAGUCACGGCGCCGCGCCUGUCUUCAGCCGGCUCGUGGGGAGAUAAUGCCAUCCCCAACGGGCCUAAUCAGCUUGAGCCCGUGCCCUUGGCGGUCCCCGUGAAUGAUGGCGAGCCUUUCAUCAAGGAGGAAAGCUACCGCGGGCGUGGCGAGUACUUGGGCGGCAGCGUUCCGUUUGAUGAAAAUAUGGUGAAACCCGGCCAUGAAACAACUUACACCAACCCUCAGGCAUCGGCCGCAGACCUGCAAAUGCUACGAGAGCAGGGCGCGUUUGAAUUACCCCCAGUCGCCGUCCAAAAACAGCUGAUGGACAGCUUCAACAAGUAUUGUGUCACUUGGACACCCGUUAUCGACCCCAAAUGGCUCGAUGAAACGACACCGCCAUCGAUGCUCCUACUACAGUCGAUUUUCCUGGCUGGAAGCAGGGUAUCCAAGGCUCAUCUGGACUAUGGGUCUAGCGAGGUCUUCUACCGACGCGCAAAGCUCUUAUUCUUUUUCGGUGGUGGCAAUAAUUCCCUGAUCUCGAUCGUGGCUGCCUGUCUCCUGCACUGGUACAACCCGGUGGGGCCGGAGGAUGUAUCAACGGACACCAGCGGCUUUUGGAUUCGAACUGCGGGGGCGAUGGCCUUUCAAAUAGGUCUUCACAAGGAGCCUCCGCCAAACGCCAAAUACCGUGCCCUUCGUCGGCGGUUAUGGUGGUCUUUGGUGAUUCGAGACAAUGUCAUCUCAGUGGGAGUCGGGCGACCGAGGACGAUUAAUCUCCGAGAUAGCGACGUGCUCCCGCCCUCGAUGAGUGAUUUUCCAGUGAAAGACUUCCGAGCGCAGGUUUUUUUGGCAUAUUGCACGAUCUCUUGUCACCUGGGAGAUACCGUCGAGUACUAUCUACGACGGGAAAUAUCCCGACAACGCCGUGUUGAUCUGGAGAAUGCCGUGUACCGAUGGGCGAAACAGGUCUUCCCAAAGUUGCGCUCAUCUGCUGCAGUUCAGGAAGAUAUCACAACCUCCAACCUGGAGGUACAGCAACUCCUGGUCAUGUACUUUGUCGUACUGACCAUGCUUCAUCGGUCACCUACGCCGGGCACCGUUCCACCCGCAGGAGCUCUCGUGGCAUCCUCCUUUAUUGCGGGAAUUUACGAAGAAUUCCUUCUCCGUGAUGAGCUCCGCUACCUGGGACCUGUCUUUGCCUUCUAUCCACUAUGCGCCGGGCUCUCCUUGCUUUCCAGCUGUCGUUAUCCACAGCUCCAGAGCACAGCCGAACAUGAGCUGACGGUGAUCAAACUCUCUCUUCAGAAACUGUCAGAACGCUGGCUUUCGGCAGUUGGACCCCUCCGGGCCCUCAACAAAUUAACCGAGAAAGUCCGAGACCAAGGGCCCUUUGACGGGCCCCCACCAACUCUCGACCUCGACACCGCCUCCUUUUUCGAGGGUUUCGACGUCAAGCUGUGCAAGCAGUGGCGUUUGAUUGGGCAAUCUGCCGAGCCGGCGAGCUCUAGUCUACGCACCGCGGCGACCUGCUCACUGGCUGAUCUUCAAGACUCCGACAAUGCACUGCCAGCCUUUGAUCCUCGGCCGGACGAGCCGGUCGACGCCCUCGGCUUCCCUCCUUUUGAUACCAACAUGGAGCCUUUCGGCACCAAUUGGGAAGGCUCGGGCUUUGACUGGAGUGGCUCCUGGCUCCUCAACGUUUGA